CAUUUACAGCAACUUCCAACAACUUCUGACUUUAUAAAAUUUUCUCACUCAGCUUGAUUGGUUUCAUAUCCAUUUCGUAGCCACUGUAUUCUCCCUCAAUAUCCAGUGUUUGCUGUCAUGGAGUCAACGAGCCCGCCGGCGUCCUCAAAUCCAACAUGCGUCCGCUGCAACGAAAACGAGGCGAUAUUUGACCUGCGCACCGACAAAAUCUGUCCUCCAUGCUUGGCCCAGUUCGUAGCCAACAAAACCAUCAAGCGCCUCGAGGUCCUCCAGCGUACAACGCGGACCGGCGGCCCCAAGCAGCCCAACAAGCCGCAAAAGUACCUCGUCGCCCUCUCUCGCGGCACAUCCUCAACUUCGCUGCUGCAAAUAUUACACGAGAAUUUGCAGCAGCAAGUGGUGCGGACGCAGAGGACCAAGUUCCAGCUGCUGGCCGUGCAUGUUGAUACGGAUCUUCACCACCGGCCGUCAUCAUCAAGCGAUGCGCCUUCAACUCAGGGGUUGACAUCGGCAGAGGAGACAUACCGCUCCCGAUUCCCAAAUGCCGAGUUCCUGACCGUCAUGCUAGAGGACGUCCUGGCGCUCGACGCCAUCGACUGGGCCUCGCUGCCCCCUCUUCACGCCGGACUGCAGACGCCCGCCGAGCAGCUCGCAGACCUGUUCGCCCGCCUCCCUUCCACGACGUCACGGGCUGAUAUCCAGCGUCUCUUCACCCGGCACCUGCUGCUCUCCGUCGCCGUGCGGGAGGCCUGCGAUGUGCUGCUGCUAGGCUCCAACACGACGGCCCUAGCCGAAUUAACGUUGUCCGAGACGGCCAAGGGGCGGGGCUUCUCGCUCCCGUGGCAAAUCAAUGACGGAUUAUUUAAGGUGCCUGGACGAUUGAGUACGGGUGGAGAUGACGCCGGAGGUGCGGCAGAGGAACGGACAAGGGAAGGGCCGAAGACCAUACCCAUCUACCACCCGCUCCGCGAGCUUUUUCGCAAGGAAUUGCUCACCUACACCACCAUAACGACGCCCCCGCUGGCAGACAUCAUUGUACCCGAGUCGACAUCCUCACCUUCCGCCGCAAAUGGGAAGGCAGCCGCCAUAGUCUCGCACAAGGACCUCAGUAUCGAAGAAGUAAUGACGCGGUACUUUGCCGAAGUAGAGGAGAACUACCCCUCCGUGGUAGCGAACGUGGUGCGCACAACGGGGAAGCUAGCCCGGCCAGAGGGAGAGAACGGACACUGUGGGCUCUGCGACAUUGGGCUCGACGAGGCGGGCGACGAACGGUGGCGUGGGGAGCUGGGCGAGCAGAAGGGGGUCGAGAGACCGGAUGGGCGCAAGUUGUGCUAUGGUUGCGAUAGAUCAAUAUACGGAUGA
Pseudomassariella vexata is the source of this 1362-nucleotide messenger RNA. RefSeq lists its product as uncharacterized. The transcript is spliced from 2 exons. Gene Ontology annotation, cellular component: cytosol. Gene Ontology annotation, molecular function: tRNA binding; sulfurtransferase activity. Gene Ontology annotation, biological process: tRNA wobble position uridine thiolation. The record is from RefSeq and is a predicted model, not a curated record. The coding region runs from base 118 to 1362 and encodes 414 amino acids. Lineage: Eukaryota; Fungi; Ascomycota; Sordariomycetes; Amphisphaeriales; Pseudomassariaceae.